This is a messenger RNA of Lachnellula hyalina, 2292 nucleotides long. RefSeq names its product mRNA-capping enzyme subunit beta (gene pct1). Gene Ontology annotation, biological process: 7-methylguanosine mRNA capping; polynucleotide 5' dephosphorylation. The record is from RefSeq and is a predicted model, not a curated record. Gene Ontology annotation, cellular component: mRNA capping enzyme complex. Lineage: Eukaryota; Fungi; Ascomycota; Leotiomycetes; Helotiales; Lachnaceae. The transcript is spliced from 3 exons. Gene Ontology annotation, molecular function: polynucleotide 5'-phosphatase activity. Bases 1 to 2292 code for a protein of 763 amino acids.
AUGGAUCUUCGCUCCAUUAUCAAUACAAACGAAGGCGGCGACAGCUCUGUCCCCAAGCAAGCGGCGCCGGUCACCCCAAUACAGGCUCCUCCAGGGCAGGGCUUUCGAGAGUUUCACCAUCUUCCCCAAGCCUCACCAGGCAAACACCCUUCACAAGAUUACACCUCACAGACCGGCCCCUAUGCUUCGCCAACUGCAUAUCAGGGUGCCUAUCAAGGCCGACCUCCUCCACCUCCACCAAUUCAAGCACCUCAAAACGAUUUACGUUCCCCAGCACGAUCUUACAGUGUUCAGUCGCCCUACCAACAUACGCCCUCCUCGUCCAGUACCAACCAAUACCCCUUUCCACAAAGCCAAACCCCCCAAAGCCCUGCACAACAGCUCCAGCAAUACCCACCGUCUUUUCCACAACGCGAAAGUUAUCCUCAAUCUAAUCCUCCUCAUCUCCAACACCAUAACCCACAAAGUCGGGGAUCUCCAGCUCCACAAACUCCUCCAAUUGGCAUACCCGGCGCUCCUCAUCCAUACCUCCAACAUCAGAGAUCUCAGUCUUCAAUCUCUACCGGCACACCUACUUCAGCGCAGAGCCAACAGCCAUACUACAAUCCAUAUAGGCAAGAGAGCCCCGUCUCUACUAGUCAUUUUCCGCCUACUCAAAUUCCACAACACCAGCGACAGCAGUCACAGCCAGGUACACCACUUGGUCCACCCCUGACUCAAAGGCAUUCAUCAGGUGGCUUUGUUCAACCUACAAGCCCAUAUCAGCAACGAAGCGCCUCUUCUGGACCUUUUAACUUUCAGCAAACUUCUCCCGCCCCUCCACCGUCUGCCUCUAUACCCCGACAGCCGAGUACGCCUAGUGCGUAUGAUUCACAGAGGACGCCCACGAGCGAACAAAGGAGAUCUCAAAGUGAAAGAGAACGAAGCAUUAGCGUCAGCCCCAAGACUCGCCUUCCGAGUCAACCGUCAACAAACAUGGCAACGGUAACUCCGCAAUCGGAAAACGGUUACACUAAUUCGACCAAGAGGAAAUUGGACGAGCGCGAGAUGCCAGUCGAACAACCUCGACCGUCACAAUAUCCUGAUGUAAAGCCUCCAGUGAAUGGUGAAUCUCGCACCUCUCAAUCCCAUACCGUAUCGCCGAAGCCACCUGCAAAAAAGCGAAUGCGCUACACAGAACCUCCAAUUUGGGCCCAAAGCAUCAAAACCAAGACGGCUUUCGCUUCUAAAAAGCGAGCUCUUGCAAAUUUGAACGGCAAGCAGCCAGAACCAUAUCCUAUAGCUACGCCAGUAGUGAAGUCCGAAAUGAAUGGCAACCACCAGGUCUCACCUGCGGCGCCUCGACAAGGUACAUAUGAUGCGCCACCUGAUCAAACAAUUCUCCUUGGCCCAUGGGAAAAAAGCAUAACUGGUAAUCCACCCAUGGACCAGACGACGAAGAAGAUAGCAGACUUCCUGUUCACUACAGUUGUCUCCCGCAAUGAUUUGGGUGAACUUUUGAGCAGGGGGGUUGAGAUCGAGAUUGAGGCUAAGCUUGGUCACCUCAUCGACAAGCAAACAAAUGUGAGGUUUGAACCAAAUGUUCGUAUUGAAACGGAAUGUGUUCUAGCGGAAAAUCCCAAUCUCAUCGCCUUCAGAAGCUCAAUGACGGAUGCUCAACACUCCACGUUGAAUAACUUUCUAAAUGCACAAGUGGCAGCUGCUCAUCCAAACAAUCCGGAUUCCAAGAAGAGGGUCUCUAUCGACUAUCUUCAUCGAAAAGAGACCGACACAUUCUAUCAUCUACCGCCCUCCUGGUUGCCUCAUUUACCAGCAGUCAUUAGAGAAUAUCUCAAACCUCACCAACCUGUCAAAGUUCGAGUUACUCGCGACCAAAAGACCGGCAACGUCUUGGCCAAGAUAAUCAAAGCUCGCAUUGCGGAUAUGAGUAUCUAUAAUCCUCAAGCGCCGCUUGAUUGUCGAAUCAGCGUCAAUUUUGAAAUGCGGUACGAUGGUGACAUUGAACUGCUCGUGCCAUCUCCGGAUGCGCCAGAGCGUCACAAAGAUCGCAUGAGCUACACUCAAGGCCCCUAUCAGAUUGAUCUCACUCUAGUUACGCAAAUCAUGGCAGCAAAUGGUGGCAACCGAACAAGCAAAGAGCAUGAGCUGGAGAUUGAACUUUCUACGGCAGCUGUAAGCGAACAAGGCCGAAGAGCUGCGACAAAUGAACCUCACGAGUAUCCUUCUUUAGUUGAGGGUUUCCUGAAUAACGUAUUGGUGCUUGCAAGAGAAGCGCCGCCGGUUCCACAAUAA